Blastomyces dermatitidis ER-3 is the source of this 5080-nucleotide messenger RNA. RefSeq names its product telomerase reverse transcriptase. The record is from RefSeq and is a predicted model, not a curated record. The transcript is spliced from 6 exons. Lineage: Eukaryota; Fungi; Ascomycota; Eurotiomycetes; Onygenales; Ajellomycetaceae. Gene Ontology annotation, cellular component: telomerase catalytic core complex. The coding region runs from base 669 to 4361 and encodes 1230 amino acids. Gene Ontology annotation, biological process: telomere maintenance via telomerase. Gene Ontology annotation, molecular function: telomerase RNA binding; telomeric repeat DNA binding.
AACGCCAUAUUACUACAAUAUUUCUCAUCAUCAUCAGCUUACUACAACGCUCGUCUAAUACUCGCUUAUGCUAGCUCUCUUGGCUCGCACAUAUAUUUUACUAUAAAUAGCUCUAUCUUUUGUAUGAAAUAGAUAUAUUAGAUAGGGCAUGGAUAAUAUAACAAGCAGAUCUUGAUACACAUAAGAUUCAUAUGUCUUCAACAUAUUCAUCCGUGACACCCAUUCCGACACGAUGUAAGUUAUGCGUGACCCCAAGCUUGGCAAGCGGAUAAAAAAAACAAAUAAUAAAACGUAACUUACGGUUUAGUAGGAAGAAACAUAAUUUAGUCUCCAUUUAACCGAGUAACUACCUUGUUCCACUCUAAUAAUAACAAACCAACCGUUCUGUCUGUCUGUCUUGUCUGUCUUGUCUGUUGUUGCUCCAAGGGAUGCGCCUGGUUGGCUAGUUAACCUACCUAGGGUAAAUAGUUAGUUAACUAAUUAAUCGGGUUCCAGGGCAGGACGCGACACGCCGGAAAGGGUUGUGCGGAACGCGUUCUUCAGUGAUAAGCUUGGAUAACCACCACAUCAAAUCUUGCCCUUGGAGCAGCGGAGCACGCAGCAAAAGCUCUCAAUGGAACAUUGAACAGUCAAAAUUUGGCAAUGUCUGCCUUCGUGAUACUAAAAUAAUGGCAAGAAAAAGAAAACGGCCCUCCAACGACCUCCCUGUACCCGGAUUGCCAAAACACGCUCGGGGCGACAAGCCUCAGGAUGGAUCAAUAUACCAUCCAGUGCUUUCUCUUUACUACCCUCGAGUGGUAACACUCAGGACCUUUCUCUACGAACAGCUGCCAUUGUCGUCCAAGUCGCGAAGGAAAAAAGUCGCGUCUCUCGGCCAGGAGAAACGGGAAGGCUCUAGCCAACCCCCCUCCUAUUCCCUCUCUCCCUCCAAAGUGGGCGUACGGGUUGAAAGAACCAAUGAAGAAAUCCAGAACCUUGCUCGGACCCUGGACUCAACCCUGGUGGGCAUUCUGAAAGAGCCAGACAGCGCUGUUAAUAUUUCCAGGCAGAAAGAAUUUACCGCUUUUACUCAAUCGCAAGCCCGUUCCUCGCUGGAAUGCACUGACAUUGGCGCCACUACCUCCCAAUCAGAUAUCGUGGAUUUCGCUAUCCUUAGUCUGUUUAAUAGAUAUCGCGGCUCUUUUUAUAGACCACCGCAUUUACUCUGCCAUGGAUUCCAGAGGGCAACUAAUCAAUGUCUCCCAAACCACGAACAUGAUCCGAUGUCAGGGAUCAGUGGCCUCGUCCCACAGUAUCCAAAUAAAAAUGUUUCGAUACUCAAGAACUCCCCCUGGACUGAUAUCCUAGGCCUCCUAGGGAGGAGCUGUGAAGAAAUUAUGCUUCAUUUACUCCUGGACUGCAGCGUAUUUAUCGAAGUACAUGAGAAAAAGCAUAGCUUUUAUCAAUUGAGUGGAAUAUCUCUGUCGGAACUCAACCCUCUGGAACCGAUAUCCCACACCAAGCUUCAUCAGGGCGCAUCGGGAGAGGCCAGAGCAGUUGUAGCAGCAAGGUCCCUUCUACCAGCUCAUAACGCUCCGCACACCCCGGCAACUAUUACUUUUGUGAGAAGCCGUAUGCUUUAUGCGCGCGCUGCAUUUAAUGCAAAAGGACGAGUCCGAUUCGGCCUGAGGCAUAUCCAUGUUUUGAAUAGAUAUCCAAAGAGCGAUAACCGGGACCACACAUUGCACAUAUUGAAAUACAUUUUUCCACGCCAAUUCGGUCUGCAUAAUGUUUUUACUUCCAGCGUGAAUUCUAAGGAAACUUCUCAGCCAUUCAAGGACUAUACUCUGCGUGAGGAAGAGAUAUCACGCUGCAGGAACAAAAAGAAUCGUCCCCCAAAGCCCCAUAAAAUAUCUAGCGAAAUUGAUGAGAAGGUUCCAAAACGACUACGUGGUGACCUUUUUGUCCUAAUUCAGAAGUUGCAAAAGCGUCAUCAGCGGUGCCCUUAUGCUGAGCUUUUGCGCUAUUACUGCCCAGUCGAGAACAUAGGUCCACCGACUCUGAGCCUUGCAGGGUUACCUUCUUCGAGUUAUGACAACGCGAGUACCUCAACACAGCUAGUUACCCAUAAAGAAGAAGUGACUCUCACCCUGCCAUCUUACCAUGUGCAGCCAUUGAACAAAGCCCAAAUACCAGGGAGCAAAUCAAACCACAACACACAAUCGGAUGUUACAUUAACCCAAAAGAAACCACCUUGUAAACUGCAAAUGACAGAUUAUGCUACCCCACCCACCGCGGUAUCCGCAUUUUGCCGGGGUGUGUUGCUGAAACUCAUACCCAAUGAGUUGUACGGAUAUGGAAACGAUGGAAUUAAGAAUAGAGACAUUAUCAUGCGCCACGUGGAUAGCUUCGUGCAAUUGCGUAGGUUCGAGAGUUUAUCAUUACAUGAAGUUUCACAGGGAUUGAAGAUCACUUGUGUCAAAUGGCUGCAGCCCCCAUCCCGCACGGGAAUCCAGGAACUCCCGUCCGUUAAGCUUUCGCCUUCAGAUAUCCGUAAAAGGACGGAGAUAUAUCUUGAAUUUGUUUACUACGUAUUCGACUCGAUUCUCAUACCACUGAUUCGCUCAAACUUCUACGUCACAGAAUCUGGCGUCCACCGUAAUCGUUUGUUCUACUUUCGUCAUGACACAUGGCGGCGGCUUGUAGAGCCAUCAAUUGCUCAACUCAAGCUCUCCACCUUCGAGGAGGUCCAAAAGGAAACUGCGGAGCAGAUUUUAAGCAGACGCAAUUUGAGUUACAGUCUUUUGAGAUUGCUUCCAAAGUCAUCUGGCGCACGACCUAUCGUUAACCUAAGGCGGAGACCUGUUCGGAAGUGCGGGUGGGGAGGGUUGAGCGAGCUGGGGCCUAGCAUCAAUUCUAUCAUGACGCCAGCGUUCAAUAUACUCAACUACGAGAAAACGCAGCGUUUGGGGAUGCUUGGUGCCACAAUGUUCUCUGUAGAUCAUAUCUACUCUCGGCUGAAGGCUUUCAAGGAGAGUAAGGUACCACCCAACUCGGCAAGGACCGAACCUUUUUACUUUGUGAAAUUGGAUAUCCAAUCGUGCUUUGAUACCAUCCCACAAAAACGGCUAAUUCAAUUAACCAAAAGACUACUUGCUGAGGAUGAUUAUCUCGUAACCAAACAUGUAGAGAUCAGACCUCCAGGGGAAGCUCUAACAGGUGUCCCCGUUCUCCGUCAGACGAAGGCCAAACCGGUAAGGAAAUUUAUAUCUAAAGCGGCGGGUUUUGCUGAUUUCACGAGUCUACAUGACACUGUUGUUGGCAUAGAGAGUAAGAGCAAAAGACAUACCGUCUUCGUCGAUACUCCGACCUACAAAAAGCAUCAGAAGAGGGAUAUCAUCCGCCUUCUCCAAGAACACAUUGAGAACAAUCUGGUGAAAAUCGGCAAGAAGUAUUUUCGGCAGAGGACGGGUAUUCCGCAAGGAUCUAUCGUUUCGACAUUGCUUUGUAACUUUUUUUAUUCCGAAUACGAACGGGAGAAGCUUGCAUUCCUUGAUGGCGACGACGCGCUCCUCCUUCGCCUCAUAGACGACUAUCUCCUCGUCACGACGAAGCCUGAGCUUGCCGUCAAAUUCCUGCAAGUCAUGCUUGAGGGAAAUGAGGACUAUGGCAUUUCCGUAAACCCAGAGAAAAUCCUGGUGAAUUUUACGACCACAAUUGAUGGACGCAAGGUCCCGCGACUCCUUGGGCCCUCUCAACGUCAGUUCCCAUAUUGUGGAAAUGUGAUUGACACAUACACACUUGCUCUCACCAAGGAUCGCACACCGAAGCAUCCCAGCCUUACCACCUCAGAUGCGUUAACAGUCGAGGCCACCAAGUCCCCCGGCCUCUCGUUUUACCGCAAGACCCUUAAGUCAUUUAAAAUCCAGGUCCACGCCAUGUUCCUCGACACGAAGCAUAACCCACCUUUGGUAGUGCUAGCAAAUCUUUACCAGAGCUUCUUCGAAUCAGCCAUGAAGCUGUAUGAGUAUACACGCUGUCUUCAUCUACGCAGUCUACAACGGGGAGAUAGCGCAAUGGUGUCCUCAUCUCUUCUUAUCCGGACAAUCUCAGCGCUCAUGGAAGCGCCCCUCCACCUCACACAAUCGCUCAAGUCGAAUGCAUCCCGGACGGGCUCGCGGUUUGAGAGCAGCGCGACAAGAUCACAGACACGCUGGCUUGCAGCUACUGCGUUUCGGACGGUGCUUGGUCGCAAACAGACCAAGUUCAAGGCAACGCUACGUUGGCUUGAUGCGGUGAGUCGGGAGUCGCGGCCGAUGACAGAUGGGGAAGCGGUGAGGUUGUGGAAGGCGGUCAGAGCGAGCGGAACUCGGGAAUGCUAAUGCGCAGUACAUCCGUUGCCCCACAUGAUUUAUGAGCCGCACGUAAUGAACAUGCUCUAGAAAACGGGCGUAUAGAUAGUGUAGUUUAACGUGAUGUUUAGUUGCUUUAUAACUUAUACUUGGACUGUCGAUAUGCAUCUUGUCGGCUACAGUGUUAGGUGGAAGGUUUUUCCAUUCAUGUGAAGCAAGCUCGAGGGUCUAGAAGCCGUUUUGUAGGCGUGGCCCAUCCGGCUUGAACCCUCCCGAAGACCCCCUCUGCUAGCGUUCCUGGCCCGCGAAACGCCUGUUCUCUUAGAAGCUCACGGGCCACCAUCACCACCAGGCUUUGCCGACGAAGCAAACGUUGCCCAGGUGGCAUCAUCGGCUUCCUUCUAUUAUUAACUAGGGCGCCUUGUGGGAAAUGUAUGGAAUGGACGAGUUGUCCAAUAGAUGGACCCAUCCACAAAAUACUCCGUCCUCCCUACAAAAUUAGCAAUGGCACGAACUUUUUUUGUGGGGGGAAAUUAUACAAGCAAGUUAUAUCUUACAGUGCUGAGCCGAGUACUAAACAUAGUAAGUCACAGAAAUUGAAAAGCAGGUAAAAAUAAUAAUAUCUGGAGCUGGAAAGUUGCCGAAGUAGGAAAUUAAGGCCUUGGUUAGUUGGGAUGUAUUUACCAGUGCCACUUUGCUGCCCAAAACCUGGCUGGGGCCUUGAAGAGCCGAGCCAAUAGUUACCAGCC